Molecule: messenger RNA, 2003 nt
Organism: Oncorhynchus mykiss (rainbow trout)
Lineage: Eukaryota; Metazoa; Chordata; Actinopteri; Salmoniformes; Salmonidae
Gene: rassf4a
Product: Ras association domain family member 4a
Biological process (GO): signal transduction
Source: RefSeq, a predicted model, not a curated record
CAAUCCAACACCAGAAUAGCGCAGGGUCAAGGAGGUUUUAAGGGAGAUACGAGAUAAGGGAGAUACAGCGAAUACCAGACUGAGACCGCCUGGUUUUGGAAUAAAAAUAAAAAAACGCUACCCUCCUUUUGCACUCUGUGAUGCUGUAUGAUUGUAUCUCAGAAUGGCUGACUAUGUGAAGCUGGAUGAGGAGAAGUUUAUCCCAAAGUCAGACAUCUUGUCUCUGCUCAGGACCUACAACUGUUACCACGAGGGGAAGAGCUUCCAACUCAGACACAGAGAGGAGGAGCAAGCACUGGUCAUCGAGGGGUUGUUGAAUAUCUACUGGGGUCUGCGGCGACCAAUCAGACUGCAGAUGCACGACGACAACGAGAGACUCCACUAUGGAGGAGUCAACAGGAAUGAGAGAUCCCAGGUUCUUCCAAAGCAGACAGAAUCUAACAACAACAUACUCGACAGAACUACUGACCCUGCCUUGACCAGUAGUCUGGAGGAGGACGAUGAGGAGGUCCCCCAGCUGCUGCGAACCAGGAGUGAUGCCUCCUUCAUGGGGGUCACCAGAAGGUCAAAGACACACGCACACUCCGACCUGCAGCACUUACGCUCACACAGAUUCUCCAUCAAUGGACACUUCUAUAACCACAAGACAUCAGUAUUUACUCCAGCGUUUGGGUCGGUCACUAACGUCCGAGUCAACAGCUCCAUGACAACACUACAGGUCCUCAACCUGCUGCUACAAAAGUUCAGAGUGGAGAAUAAAUCAGAUGAGUUUGUUCUCUACAUGGUCCAUGAGUCUGGUGAAAGAACCCCAUUGAAGGACAGUGCGUAUCCUCUGGUGUACCGUGUGCUUCAUGGACCCUGUGAGAAGAUCUCCAAAAUCUUUAUUAUGGAGACGGAUCUUGGGGAGGAGGUCACACAUGACGUGGCUCAGUACAUUAAUUUUGAGAUGCCAGUCCUGGAUAGCUUUGUAGAGAAACUGAAAGAGGAAGAGGAGAGAGAGAUUUCUAAACUGACCAGAAAGUACAGCGCACUGAAGUCCAUGAUUCUACAGCAGCUGGAGGGCAUCACUGACACUACUGACCGAGUCUGAGGGUGUGUGUGUGUGUGUGUGUGUGUGUGCGUGCGUGUUCACAGGACCAUUACACUGUUACAGUGAGAGGAAGUCAAGCAGAAUGUUUGAGCACUGAGACCUUUCUUCAUGUACAACUACAGUUGAACCAUAGCAUGUGUAGCUUUUUCUAGUAAUGAAAACUACAGACAUGAUGAAAGCUUUCUACCGUAGUGAAUGUAAUGUAAACAGCAAUAAGAAUGCAAUACUGCCACAUCUUGCAUCAAUGUUUGUCACUUCGCAAAUUAACUGUAUUCAUAGAAUUUGUAACUUUUUUGCUACUGUAUUGUCUAUGAUUGAAUACAUUCCAUUGAUCUUGUUGUUUACUAUUGUUGGUAAAAUACUGAUUCCUGUAUGUCUUAGAGGUCAAGGUCUUCUAAAACUGAGCUUUCCUCGAAAGGCAACAUUUCUGUCAAGGCCAAUUUCUAAUUUAGCCACUGUAACAGAUUAUAAGAGAGCUACAGGGCGUGCAGGCUUUUUUCCCCCAGCUCUGCACGUCUAACACACAUCUCCAGCACCAGAGUUGGAAACCCUGGCCUAAACUUGUGUUCACAUAAGUAUGCUGCAGGGUUAGCAGACCUGUAAGGCCCAUACUGUAUUUUACCACACAGAUAAAACACACACACACCUCAUUGUUCUCCCACAGAAAGGGGUAGAGUUGUUUCCAGGGUGACUGAAGCAGAGUUAGUAUUGUUCUGAGAGUGAGUGACCCUCUCCACCUGUGUGUGUGUGUGUGUGUGUGUGUUAGAGAGAAAGUAUUGGCUAGCCCAUCAGGGUUAUACAGCAGGGGGGUGGGGAUAAUAUAUAUUUUCACACACACAAACACAAAGCAUUUCACUGUAUGUAAAAAAGACAGGAGAGUUUUAGUUUGCAAUUAUAUACAGUUGAAAAAAUA